Messenger RNA from Lecanosticta acicola, 1623 nucleotides. The record is from the annotation of a GenBank genome assembly. Lineage: Eukaryota; Fungi; Ascomycota; Dothideomycetes; Mycosphaerellales; Mycosphaerellaceae.
AUGUUUGCAGAGCCACGACUGCAGGCGCUGACGGUACCCGCUACUUUGCUUGCCCGGGACCCAGCGUGGGUUAACUGUACGACGGACCUUUCCGGCUGCUACGACCCACCAAGUGCUGAUACCAUGGAAGGCGUUGCAGCAGGAAUUACUCUCCCGCGGCGACCUGGCCUCACAGUCGAAUCACUAACGCCUUCCGGAUCGUCGCCUGUUGUGACAUUGCCCUCGGCGGGAACAGUAACAUCACUGCCUCAAGCUCUAUCCGAGAAUCUUGGCAGUUCAGAGACCGUGAGCCUCAAUGUGACGUUUUCGGCGGCCAUGGAGGUGGCCUCGACCCUCCAGCUGAGCCUGGAUCGGCCUAUCGUAGCGCUUGCAGGUGGCCCAGGUCUUCUGCAGAGUCAGGGAAUCGGCAACGAUGCAACCAGCAUCCUAGCAGCGACGUCCGGUCAGAAGACUGCUGCUCCAUUCCAAGGACAAGCUCCUGCGACCAGCCUCAGAGCAGCCGAUCUUCCCACCGCGACGACCAUCGCCAAUCAGAUCGACGUCGCCGCGAUAUCUGUGAGUGAACUUCCUGUCGCGUCACAAGUGACCGUUGGGACCGAAACCCAAGCUUCUGCGGUCGUUUCGAAGCCGACCGUGGCUCUGUUGGAGGAAGAAACUGUAACCCGACAAGUCACAGUUUUCGUGGAUCCGAUCACGACAAAAACAGGGACGCUUGAGAUGGCCGUCCAAUCUAUCAUCAGCGUCAGUGCUUCUCCCCCAGGACCUCCUGCACCAACAUCUCAGUCGUCUGAGCACGAUCCUCUGGCUCCAGCCUCGGCUUUCUCAAUGCCUGGCCACUCAGCUGGUCCUGGAUAUGGUCUACCUCUUCCAACACCAAAUACCCCAUUUUCGAGGGCGACUGAGACUGGAACGACUAGUAGCGCUGGAAAUGUCGCUGCUGAUAGGCCAUCUCAGUCUCCUAAUCUCUUCACAGGAGGAUCGGGUUCGGCCCGUGGCGACAGGACCUUCACAUUCGAGUUGUCAAUUUGUUUCUGCAUGGCCAUAGGCAUGGGGCUGUAAUGGAGCUCGGGAGGAAAUUUUGCAAGAGCUGGGUACAUAGCAGGGAGAAUACUGUUACUGCGUCGACAACCUCUGACGGGUGCCAAGACAAGGCAUGUGAAGCUCUGGCCGGACUUGUAGGAUAUGCUGGAUUUGAAUUUUGCUCUCUACAAGACUCUCUACAGGGGUAUCUCCAGGUACUAAAUUACGAGUCCGUGCUUCCAACGCGUCGCGUGUUUUAGCGCGUCCCGUUGCCGUGCCGGUGCUUAGUGCGUGCGUGACGACCUCACUUCCUCCUCAAAUCUCUACUGCAGUCCAUAUCAAUACAUGGACGCAAAACUCUAAGAUGUCUAGCUCCUCCACACCUUCCGGGUCCCGGUCCUCGUCAUCCCAAAGACGAAAUGCUCCACCAUUCAAGCCAUUGAAACGUCUACACCAGAACUCAUUGUCCCAAUUCAAGGCCCAGAAGCCCUCGACAUCAGCAGCGAGCGACGCAAAGCUCACAGCGAUAUCAGAAUAUCUCGAAACGUCUUCCUUGCCGUGUGCUUCGAAACAAGUGCACCCAUUGAGUUCCUCGUCGAGUAG